Fonsecaea erecta is the source of this 1404-nucleotide messenger RNA. RefSeq lists its product as hypothetical. Gene Ontology annotation, cellular component: actin cortical patch. The record is from RefSeq and is a predicted model, not a curated record. The transcript has 4 exons. Lineage: Eukaryota; Fungi; Ascomycota; Eurotiomycetes; Chaetothyriales; Herpotrichiellaceae. Gene Ontology annotation, molecular function: phosphatidate phosphatase activity. The coding region runs from base 1 to 1404 and encodes 467 amino acids.
AUGGACCUCACCGGUCAAAAGGUCAACGAAUCCCCUCUUGAGGCCCAAUCUCGCAAAGAUGCCGAUUUUGAAAGCAUUGAGGCCAAAUUACCGAAACGUUGGAGCAAGACCGAGAUGAGCUUCAUUGACAAAGGCACUAGUCUCUUGGGUUCGAAGAACCCUUUCGGCAAGAAAGCGGACCCUAAGGACAACAUAGUAUGGCUCCUGGACAACAUAGCAUACCGCCCGAUAAAGCCUGGAAAAGAGUCUAUACAGCCUUGGCAAGCCGAAUUUGUUGCCUGCUUCUUCCGUGAAGGCCGUAAGGACCUUACCAAAUAUGUCAGUUCCAUCGCCGACCUGGUCGGAUUGGAUGGUAAGGCUGGCGUUGAUGAUGCGGCCAGAAAGAGAAUCGAAGAACGCAUCAAGCCCUUGAUCAUGGCCAUUGCUCCAGCCCGCACAAUUCAGAUCAAGAUUCCCUGCCCAGGUUCUACCGGAAUCCCUCACAGACGUGUUCUUGGACCGUCAAAUUCCAAUGGGAUCAGCAGCCAGACCUUGCUCACGGGCGGUGCAGAUGAUGCUGACGGAAAGACUGUAACCUGCACGAGCGACAGUGACACCUUCCCCAGCUUGAAAUCCAAUACACGCUUUGUCGGUCCUGAAGGCUGGGGUGUCAUUUCCGAUAUUGAUGACACGAUAAAAGUGACUAUGACUCCCAGUCCGACUGGUAUUCUGCAGUCCACCUUUGCCGACGUUCCUAAAACUACACCAGGAAUGCCGGAUUUCUACAAGGUUCUCGACGAGUCCUUGAAAUCUCCUGCUUGGUUCUAUCUGUCGGCCUCUCCGGACACUGAUCCUCCGAGAUGCCUCAUGGAUGUACUUGGGGGCAUCUUGCAAUCUCUCACUCAAGGGGUGAAAGACUACAAGACUGACCGCAUCGAAAAGAUUCAAUCUUGGCUUCCGAACCGCAAGUUCGUCUGCAUCGGUGACUCAACCCAGUCCGACCCGGAGGCGUACGCUGCCAUGUACGCCAAAUAUCCUGACUGGAUCAAGGCGAUCUACAUUCGGAAAGUUAUCGAAGCCCCCCACAUGGAAGCCAAGAACAAGAACCAAAGGUUCAUCGACGCAUUCAAAGAUGUUCCGGACCAAGUGUGGAGGGUGUUCAUGGACCCGAAAGAGUUGGCAGAUCACAUCAAACAUGUGGCAGGCGUUGCGCAUGCGGGAUUGGAUCCUGGUGACGCGACUCCUGUCGAUGAUCCCAGCAACUUCGGUUCGCCAUUGACUCCAGCCAUUGGCGUCACGGACCACAAGCUGGAUGCCUUGAUCGCACCACGCGACACGGGGUGGUAUCGAUCGCCACAGAAAAGUCCAUGCUCGUGCGACCUGAUGCCGACAUGGGAGCCCUUCGCGUGGCAGCGUUUGCUGUAA